This is a messenger RNA of Hylaeus volcanicus, 3515 nucleotides long. RefSeq names its product facilitated trehalose transporter Tret1-like. Bases 81 to 1454 code for a protein of 457 amino acids. The record is from RefSeq and is a predicted model, not a curated record. Gene Ontology annotation, biological process: transmembrane transport. Gene Ontology annotation, molecular function: transmembrane transporter activity. Gene Ontology annotation, cellular component: membrane. The transcript is spliced from 7 exons. NCBI's taxonomy places the organism in Eukaryota, Metazoa, Arthropoda, Insecta, Hymenoptera, Colletidae.
GAUUUCUUGCGUCUCGAAUUGAUCAAUCGGCGAAGCUCUAACCGUGGAUCGGACAGUGUGAUCCAGUCGUGGCCUCGGAAAUGCCAGGCACGCUCGCGAACGACGAUCGAACACGCGACCAACCGGUCGACAGGCUUCCGCGAUACAUCCUGGUGCUGCUGGCCAGCCUGUCCGCGUUUUCGAUUGGCACGUAUCUGGCGUGGAGCUCGUCAGCCUUGUCGAUCCUUGGUAAAAUCGAGGGGUUGACGAUCAGCAAACAGGAAGCGUCCUGGAUCUGUGCCUCGGUGCCUCUAGGUGCCACAGUUGGCAGCCUGCCAGCGAGAAUAAUCGCGGACAAGAUAGGUCGGAGGAAGAGCAUUCUGCUAAGCAGCCUCCUGUUAUCGUCGUGCUGGUUCGUUAUCGGGUUUGCGCGAAGCAAACUAUGGAUCUCCUUGUCGCGCGUCGCUGCUGGCGCAGCCUGCGGAGCGUCCUCCAUCUUGGUUCCUACGUACGUCUCCGAAAUCGCCGACGAGGGUAUCAGGGAAUCGCUGUGGACGAUUCUUCAGCUCCAAAUCGCUUUUGGAGUCCUGUUCGCCUACGCGACAGGUUUCAGCGACAGUUUGCUCCUGAUGGCGAUCCUGUGCGCGUUUGUCCCUGGAUUUCUCACGAUCGCGUCCCAACUGAUACCAGAAUCUUCUGUCUGGUUGAUCGCGCAGGAUCGUCGAGGAGAAGCAGACGCGAUCGCGAAACGUUUCGGGGGAAGACUCUGUCUCAAUGAAGAGGAGACUUGGAGGUGGCAAACAGGGACCGUUUCAGAGCUGAGGAAUCAUGGAAGGGCGACGAUCAUCGCUUUGGGUUUGACGAUGUUCCAACAGCUGUCAGGGGUGAACGCCGUCACGUCCUACGCCAGGAGGAUAUUCGAACACGUAGGGUUCCCCCUAAGCUCGACAAUUUCUGCUCUUAUCUUAGGAUUGACAUACGUGAUCGCUACGUUGCUCUCGACAACGGUCGUUGAUCGUGUUGGGAGAAAACUUUCACUGUUCCUUGGCAUGUCCAUCAUGUCUGUCUGCAUGUUCGUUCUGUCGGGGUAUUUUCGCCUUCAGAAAACGCACGAGGUGUUAAGCUUCAGCUGGCUGCCUUUUUUCUGCCUCGUGAUCUUCAUCGGUGCUUACAGUGUCGGCUGCGGCCAGAUACCUUGGAUCAUCGUCGACAAGAUCUUCCCAAACGACGUCAGAUGGACCGCAAUUACAGCCUGCGUGAUUUGUUAUUGGACAUCAGCGACUGUAGCGACGAAAUGUUUCCAGGACAUGGUGGAUUUCAUGGGGAUGUCUUCGACGUUCGCCACUUAUGGAAUGGUCAGCUUGAUCGGUAUCUCUUUCGUCGCUAUUUUGGUACCGGAAACGGAGGGAAAGAGCGUCGAGGAACUGCAGAUCGAGAUGCACGAGACACAGCGUGAUUAUGUGACCUGUAUCUAGGACUCGCGAGUUUGCAGAUAAUGGUGAAAAUGAGGACGAAUUACCACGGUGGAGUCCUGAAAUCUGGUCCAAGAGAGACAAGAACGCCCCAAGGAUCAACGAUCAUGGAUUUUAUUCGCAUGUUUAUUUUCAUUCGUUCGAUACGUAUGCAGACGAUAUAUCACAUAAUACAAUGAACUGCGCACUGAAUUCGAUAGCUCGGUUUUCGGACGUCCCUCUGCCCCCGGACGAAACGCGCGUGAUCUACGUCCGACUCGCGACAAUAAACGCUUUGGAAAAAAUCUUGAUACACCCGUACAAAAAUUCCCGACGAGUUCUCCAUUUGAAUUGCAUCGGUAUAACAAUACUUAUAUGUUCAACCCCAAAAGUGCCCCAAAGGAAGCCACGGAAAUGGACAAAAUUUCAUUCGAAUAACACACCACGAAUAAACCAUCGCGUUAAAUAUUUAUUCGUUCACCGCGACACGUUCCUAUCGAUAUGAGUCAAUUUUUGAUUUUUAUUCAAAGAGGAAGAUAACGAAUAAAUUAAUAGACCAAUUUUAAUUUUCAUUCGUUAUUCGAAAUUCGCAGCGAGAUAAGAAUUCUGCACAUUUCCGGGGAACUCCCAGUCUCAGCGACCGCCUCGACCAGUGCUGUUCGACUUAAGCCCCCACUCUGUCUCCUUUGGUCAAGAACAACGAGCAUUCGUAAAAACAUAAUACUGCGCGUGGUGGGGAGACAAGACCGCGCAAGUGGCGCCGUCGGUGGACAGCACUGGUACCAACGAAUUCGAAGUUUUCGUGGCGGGCAGCAUACGUUUCUGUUAUUCGAGAGGUAUACAGUGACACGAAUGCAUACUCUUCUUCUUCUCGACAAAUUUUCAGUUGUUACGUAACUGAAACAGUAGGAAAUACAUCGUGUAGCACCUCGCGUGACCUGUUGCCCGUAGGUUAAAUUAGUACUACUUCUUUCCCGAACGCAAUUGAAGGCAUUUAAUACACAAUUUUGAACUUAUUGCGAUGCGCUGUUAAUUCAUAGCGACUUAUUCGAUUCUCGACUAACAGGUCAGACGUUCAGCGGCGCUUACGGUUCUGCGCACCCAUGCUACGCAUCCACGGCGACUCCGCGUAGCAGAGGUCAAAGAAGAGGCGUUUAACGUUCCCCGCAUCCUUCGAAUAACAGAAACAAAUGCACAAACACGUUCGAGUGCCGCGUUCGUGUCGCGGCGCGAUCGUUAAACACUAUUAUCACAAAUAACCAACGAGGAACGGUAAAAAAUCUACGGAAACAAUGGCCGAACGCUCGGGACCGGUGCUGAGAGGCCAGAGGGACCCCCUGCUCGGUAACCAACGGGUUUAAAUUGUUAAUAGCCGCGCCGACGAGUGGGUAUGUUUUUUUUUUUUUUUUCUGUUGUUUGCGUUUAACAUAGCUGUGUACACAUAGAUAUUCGACACGUACGUACGUUAUUGGAUCUCGCGCGAAGUUCGUUUCCAAGCGUCGCGAAGUUCGAACCAGUCUUCUGAUACUUGCUGCAAGCACGCUGCGGAGUUUUCACGAUUGUUAUUCUCUUCACUCUCGUCGGUAGGGAGGGGAUGAGGGGGAGGAAGAGGGACGGGGUUCGAUCUGAAAGAAGCUCGAGAAGCACACCGCGGGUAAGCUUCACGAAAAAAACGAAGGGGUUUUCGCGUAUUCCUCUGGCAUUGUCUAAACUUCACCAGGCUCACUGAAAUACUAUAGCGAGUCCCGUUUGCCGAGAUCAAACUGAACGUGGAUCCCUGACGAGUCCGUUCGUCCUUUCUACGUUUUUUUUAGUCUUCUUAUGUUUCCGUUUGUAUAGCCGGACGCGAUUUAUUCGUGAAACGAAGUAAGACACCGAAGAAGCUCGAAUGUUUGUGGCGAUCACCGCCUAGUCGGGGCGGAAUCCUCUUAUUGGAACGGUCCUGGAGCCGUUCCCAGGUGGUUGCACCGGCUGUGCUCGGUUCCGCGGCACAGACGGUGCCAGGACUCGAAUGCUCGCGCCGUUGGGAGCCUUCAGAACGAUUGGAUCCUCACUUUGGAGGUCCUCGAGUCAAAGGUGACGCGC